This is a messenger RNA of Anthonomus grandis grandis, 1022 nucleotides long. Its product is annotated as caspase-1-like. Gene Ontology annotation, cellular component: cytoplasm. Bases 118 to 948 code for a protein of 276 amino acids. Gene Ontology annotation, biological process: proteolysis; apoptotic process. The transcript is spliced from 5 exons. Lineage: Eukaryota; Metazoa; Arthropoda; Insecta; Coleoptera; Curculionidae. The record is from RefSeq and is a predicted model, not a curated record.
AACAAAGAAGAUUCAGAUAAGAUACUGCAUACUUAUCAUGCAACGUUUUUUAAUCAUUUUAAUACAAAAACAUAAGCAAAUAUUAGUUCUUUGUGAGUUAUUAGUGAAACUUAAAUAAUGGAGGAUAACGAGCAUUUGGAAACUGAUGCUUUACCAUUUACCCCAAGGUUUAUUCCAAGACACCAACCGCUGGCAAGAGGUCAACACCCAGACGAUGAGUGCUACAACAUGUCCCACCCCAACAGGGGCAUAGCCCUAAUAUUCAACCACCAGUUCUUCGACCGCCCUAAUUACAAAGAGAGAAGGGGCACCUCCUUCGACAGAGAUGCUAUGGCAAAUGUUUUGGAAAAGAUGGGCUUUGAGUUGCAUAUAUAUCAGGACUUAAGUUGCGCUGAAGUUCUUGAUAAGUUGGAAAAUGUUGCGAACAUGGACCACUCCAAAAACAGCUGCUUAGUGGUCGCAGUCAUGUCACAUGGCAGGACAUACGGUAGAAUUAGCGCAAGAGAUACCGAGUACACCACCAGCGACAUGAUCGAGAUGUUUGCCGGAAGUAAAUGCCCCACAUUGGCGGGGAAACCUAAAUUGUUUUUUAUUCAGGCAUGCAGAGGGGAAAGAACAGACGGAGGAGUGAGGGUGGAAACCGAUUCACAUGGUGUAGGCGAAACGGUUUACACUAUACCUAAUAUGGCUGAUAUUUUAAUUAUGUACGCUACUGUUGAUGGAUACUUUGCAUGGCGUGAUCCUCAAAAAGGAGGCUGUUUCAUCCAGUCUUUGGCAAAAAAACUGGAAGCCCACCAUAAAGAGAAGGACCUACUGUCGAUUUUAACGUUGGUAAACAGAGACGUCGCUAUAGGAUUCCAAUCCAGAUCUGCCGACCCGAAUUUCCACGGCAAAAAGGAAAUGUGCUCCAUAGUCAGCAUGCUGACAAGAAUAUUAUACUUUAAUUAAUAAGAGAAAUUUUAUUUAAGAUAUGCACAUUUAUGUCAUUUCAAACAAUAAAUACCAGCUUUUACCCGUUGAAA